AUGGUGAUGAGGGUUCUCAGGCAACCCUGGCAGCCAGGACCCCGGUGGGGGGGUCCCGGAGAGGCGGUCCUGGCGGGGCAGAGGGCGAAGGACGACGAUCCUGCGCCGCCGCUAGCUGAGGAAAGGCUGUGGGCACUCAGCGUGCGCAUCGUGGAGCCGCUCUCUGCGGUGACAGCGCUGGUGGGGCAGCUAGCGGCUGCCGUUUUUCAAAUAAUUUUCGGCUGGGCGGUCUUCCGGCGGCAGUUUGCCGCCACUUGCGAGCUCACGGGGUUGUCCGAAGCGGAGGCACCGCACUGGAUGACGCAGCCUUGGCGGCGUUUUUUUCCAUUCCCGAGAUCCCGCUGGGGAGAGUCGGAGCGAGACGAUGACGGGACCAGCGGGGGGGACCUUGCCUCCGCCAUGGCGGUGCCCCGUUACCUGCUUCAGGUGUGGCCUACCACCUCCCACAUCGUGGGAGGUGGUAACAGACAGUCUGUGAAGGCUCUACUGGGGGAUCUUUGUCUUUGUCUGACAGCGGCGGCCCCAUACAUGUAUGAGGACCACAUCGUGGGUGGCUCCGAGUGCGCUGCCCACUCACAGCCGUGGCAGGUGUCCCUCAACAUCGGAUACCACUUCUGCGGAGGCUCCCUUAUCAACAGCCAGUGGGUCGUGUCUGCCGCUCACUGCUACCAGACCGCGUCCCGCAUCUCCGUGCGCAUCGGCGAGCACAACAUCUUCGUGAACGAGGGCACCGAGCAGCAGAUUCAGGCCUCCAAGGCGAUCCAGCACCCCCAGUACAACUCCUGGACCAUCGACAACGACAUCAUGCUCAUCAAGCUGUCCUCACCUGCCACCCUCAAUCAGUACGCGCAGGCCAUCGCCCUGCCCUCCUCCUGCGUCAACACCGGAGUCAUGUGCACCAUCUCCGGCUGGGGCGAGACCCAGACCACCACGUCACGAUUUCCCGACGUCCUCAUGUGCGUCCAGGCGCCCGUGCUGAGCGACACCUCCUGCAGGAACUCCUACCCUGGUGACAUCACUAACAACAUGAUCUGCCUGGGAUACCUGGAGGGCGGCAAGGACUCCUGCCAGGGAGACUCCGGCGGCCCCGUCGUGUGCAAUGGCGAGCUGCAGGGCAUCGUGUCCUGGGGCCGUGGUUGCGCCCUGCCCAACUACCCCGGCGUGUACACCAAGGUGUGCAACUACAACGCCUGGAUCGCGCAGACCAUCGCGGCCAACUAAGCGUGGAUCUAACACACUACUCUUCACCGCGACCAUAACGAUGAGCAUGACAACAAUUCUUAUGGUGUAACCAAAUGAAUAAAAAUGUGAACCAAUAAUU
Petromyzon marinus (sea lamprey) is the source of this 1321-nucleotide messenger RNA. NCBI's taxonomy places the organism in Eukaryota, Metazoa, Chordata, Hyperoartia, Petromyzontiformes, Petromyzontidae. The record is from RefSeq and is a predicted model, not a curated record.